Molecule: messenger RNA, 829 nt
Organism: Rhinolophus ferrumequinum (greater horseshoe bat)
Lineage: Eukaryota; Metazoa; Chordata; Mammalia; Chiroptera; Rhinolophidae
Product: kallikrein-7-like
Exons: 5
Coding region: 56-829 (257 amino acids)
Biological process (GO): positive regulation of antibacterial peptide production; proteolysis
Molecular function (GO): serine-type endopeptidase activity
Source: RefSeq, a predicted model, not a curated record
CCAACAGGACAGGCCCUUUCUCCACCUGGCUGCCCCAGACGCUCAGAGAGGCCACAUGGCAGGUUCCCUCCUCACGCCCCUGCUGAUCCUACUGUUGUCCUUAGCCCUGGGAUCUGCAGACAGAGAAGGUGAGGCCCAGGAUACCGGGGAAAGGAUAAUUAAUGGAGUUCCAUGUCCAAAGGGCUCCCGUCCCUGGCAGGUGGCCCUGUCCAGGGGCAGUCAUUUCCACUGUGGAGGCGUGCUGGUCACCGAGACGUGGGUACUCACCGCUGCCCACUGCAAGAUGAAUGAGUACAACGUGCACAUGGGCAGUGAUCGGCUGAGCGAUAGGAGAGCCCAGAAGAUCAGGGCCACAAGGUCAUUCGUGCACCCCAACUACUCCUCGCAGGCCCAAGUUAAUGACAUCAUGCUUGUGAAGCUAAGUCGCCCGGCCAGGCUGUCAUCAAACGUGAGGAAAGUCAACCUGCCGUCCCGCUGUGAACCCCCUGGGACCACAUGUACUGUUUCUGGCUGGGGCACCACCACCAGCCCUGACGUGACCCUUCCAUCUCAGCUCAUGUGCACGGAUGUCAACCUCAUCUCCUUCCAAGACUGCAGGGAAGUUUACAAGGAUCAGCUGAAAAAGUCCAUGCUGUGUGCUGGCCUCCCAAACUCCAACAGUGAUUCCUGCAAAGGUGACUCAGGGGGACCACUGACGUGCAACGGCACCCUGCAAGGCCUGGUGUCCUGGGGAACUUUCCCUUGUGGCCAACCCAACGACCCAGGUGUCUAUACCCAGGUCUGCACUUUUGUCGACUGGAUAAAGGAGACUAUGAGAAACCAUCGCUAA